AAUGCUGAACGUUCAGUUAUCGACAGCUGUCACCGACAGAGGGCUAUGUUAUGUUUAUUUGUUUGGUCUUUCAUAGUCACAGCUAUACUAUUCACGGAGAUACGCGAGUAAACGAUUGUUCAAUAAAUCUUAAUUGGUUCAAUUCAGCCCAUACACAUAAUGUCACGAAAGGAAGCAUUAUCGCAAUUCAUCAAUCAAAUCCAUGGACGUCCUGUGGUGGUUAAACUGAACAGCGGUGUCGAUUAUAGAGGUGUUUUGGCUUGCCUCGAUGGUUACAUGAACAUCGCAUUGGAUCAAACAGAAGAGUACGCCAAUGGUCAACUCAAAAAUAAAUACGGUGAUGCAUUCAUUCGAGGAAACAACGUGUUAUACAUUUCAACACAGAAGAGACGGGUUUAGUUACGUAUUCAAAUCAAAUCGAAAAACCCAAAACCACCGCAUUUAAACACAACACCCCAGUUCAGUAGCGGUUGUUGUUUAACAAAAAUAUUUCCUCAUUCACUUAACACUAUGUUCGAUACAAAUGACUUGAUUCCGUUUUGUAAAACUAGUUUAUUUUAUUUCUCAUUUACACAUUUAAAAACAGAAAUAAAAAAUUCACUUCACAAUAAAAGAGAAAAAAGGAAAUGAAUGAAUGAAUUAAAAUAAGAAAAAAUGGUUUUAAAAUUUGAGUCAGUUGUGUUAGUGGAUUCCCUCUAAUGGUGAAUAGCUUCUGUAUUGAUAAAGCUCUGGUCCACCGUAUCCAUAGAGUAGUUUACCUCGACCAUUUUCAUCAUAGUAUGGAUAACGAUACUUUGGCCUAAUUGCGUUAAUUUGAUGGCAAGGAGAUCCAAAUUGCAUGCAAAUUGUCAGAAGGAAAAAAACACGAUACACAUACAGCAACAUGGAAAUGAGAAAAUUAAACAAAUAUUUGUCAAUA
Molecule: messenger RNA, 919 nt
Organism: Sitodiplosis mosellana (orange wheat blossom midge)
Lineage: Eukaryota; Metazoa; Arthropoda; Insecta; Diptera; Cecidomyiidae
Product: U6 snRNA-associated Sm-like protein LSm6
Exons: 3
Coding region: 160-399 (79 amino acids)
Biological process (GO): mRNA splicing, via spliceosome; maturation of SSU-rRNA
Cellular component (GO): U6 snRNP; sno(s)RNA-containing ribonucleoprotein complex; P-body
Molecular function (GO): RNA binding
Source: RefSeq, a predicted model, not a curated record